AUGACGGGCACCAUUGUGAAGACGGACCUCCUCAUUGUUGGCGCUGGGCCGGCGGGAGCAUCUCUUGCUUGCUUCCUCUCGUCGCAUGGGCUUCGUGGAAUCAUGAUAUCAGCUGCACCUGGUACAGCAGAGACACCCAGAGCUCACAUUACCAACAUGGCUGCGCUAGAAUGCCUCCGUGACAUUGGAUUGGAUAAAGACUGUAUCGCAGCGGCUUCUCAUGGAGACAAUAUGCAACAUACAAUUUGGUGUCACUCCAUGGCUGGUCCGGAGUAUGCCAGAACGUAUUCAUGGGGCCAUGACCCUUGUCGCAAGGGUGAUUAUGAAACUGCAAGUCCUUGUUCGCAUGUCGACAUCCCGCAAACAGAUCUUGAACCAAUUCUCGUCCGCCGAGCGACUCACGGUGGCUGGUCGGUGCGAUUCAACACCACAUUACUCAAACUUAGUCGACCCGCGGACGAUGAAACCAUUUGUCAAGUCCAAGAUAACUUGACCGGACAAGUAUAUCGCAUACAAUCGCGCUUUGUAUUCGGCUGUGACGGAGCAAGAAGCCAGGUUGUGAGAGAGAUAGCCAUUCCCCUCAUCAAGAAGCCUGGCCAAGGUCUAGCCGUCAAUGUACUGGUCAAGGCAGACAUGUCCCACCUUGUCAAGCAUCGUAAAGGGAAUCUGCAUUGGGUUUUCCGACCUGAGAAAGAGUAUCCACCUUGGGGUUGGAUGACUUGUCUCCGCAUGGUCAAGCCGUGGACUGAAUGGAUGUUUAUUUUCUUGCCACAUCCAUCCGAGGACAUGACGGGUCCGGCCAUGAAUGCCACAGAGGAAGAGUACAUUGCCAAAGUGAAGGAAAUAAUCGGAGAUGAUUCAGUCGUGCCGGAAAUUUUGAACGUGAGCAAGUGGUGGAUCAAUGAGAUUGUUGCAGAGUAUUACUCAGAUGGUAACAUAUUCUGUCUCGGAGAUGCUGUCCACCGGCACCCACCAUUCAAUGGCUUGGGCUCCAAUACAUGCAUUCAGGAUGCCUUCAACCUGGCGUGGAAGAUAGCGUACGCAGUGUCUGGCAAAGCAGGACCAGCACUGCUAAAGACAUACAGCGUGGAAAGACAGCCAGUUGGCGUUGAUGUAAUUACGAGAGCCAACGAGGGACUCCGGGAUCACUCCCCAUGGAUGAAGGCGAUGGGCAUGCUGGAGCCAAAUCUGCAGGACCGCCUUGCCAUUCAGGCCGAGUUCAACGACCAAGGCGAAAAGGGCCGACAAAGACGCCGGGAUUUUACGCAGGCCAUCAAGCGAACAGUAAAAGAGUUUCACGGUCUCGGCGUAGAGAUGAACCAGCUCUACUCUUCAUCCGCCAUUUGUCGGGAAGAAGACUCCCCGUCCACUCUCGUUGGCAAAUGUGACGUAGAGAGAUAUUGUGUCACCACCCUUCCAGGCAGCCGGUUACCACACUCCUGGCUCAACUCGCGCAUUCCAGGGCCAAAGGUGUCUACCGUCGAUUUAGCAGGACACGGCCGCUUUUGUUUAUUCACUGGUCCAGGAGGACAAGCAUGGAAAGACGCCGCCGCGUCCGUGUCUAAUACUCUUGGGAUCCCUAUCAAUAGUUACUCGAUUGGCUGGAGUCAGGAUUACGAGGAUGUAUAUUGUGAGUGGGAAAGCAAGAGGCAGGUGGAAGAGGAUGGGUGUCUGCUGGUUCGUCCAGAUCGAUUUGUCGCUUGGAGGUGCAGCUCCAUGAUCCCUGAUUGUGCGAGCAGGCUGGAAGCAGUCGUCAAGUCUAUUCUAUCACUUUAA
Messenger RNA from Pochonia chlamydosporia 170, 1776 nucleotides. RefSeq names its product FAD binding domain-containing protein. Gene Ontology annotation, molecular function: FAD binding. Lineage: Eukaryota; Fungi; Ascomycota; Sordariomycetes; Hypocreales; Clavicipitaceae. The record is from RefSeq and is a predicted model, not a curated record. Bases 1 to 1776 code for a protein of 591 amino acids. The transcript is spliced from 5 exons.